Parnassius apollo (apollo) is the source of this 2793-nucleotide messenger RNA. NCBI's taxonomy places the organism in Eukaryota, Metazoa, Arthropoda, Insecta, Lepidoptera, Papilionidae. The record is from the annotation of a GenBank genome assembly.
AUGGAUUCCCUGCGAAGAUCAUGGAAACUACAGGAGUUUGUCGCCCACAAGGCAAAUGUAAAUUGUUUAGCAAUGGGCCACAAAUCGAAUCAAGUGUUAGCUACUGGAGGUGAUGAUAAGAAAGUAAAUCUCUGGGCGAUUGGUAGACAAAGUUGUCUCAUGAGUUUGAGUGGCCAUACUACCCCAGUAGAAUGUGUUUGUUUUGGCCAUUCGGAAGAUUUGGUUUGUGCUGGUUCACAAACAGGUGCCUUAAAAAUAUGGGACUUGGAAGCAGCAAAACUAUUAAGGACAUUUACUGGCCAUAAAGGAGCUAUUAAAUGCAUGGAUUUUCACCCAUAUGGUGAUUAUUUGACUACAGGCUCAUGUGAUAGUAAUAUCAAAUUGUGGGACACACGAAAAAGAGGUUGCAUUGUAACUUAUUCCAGUCAUCGCCUUGCAGUAAACAGCCUUCAGUUUAGCCCAGAUGGACAAUGGAUUGCCUCAGCUUGUGAAGAUGGGCUAGUAAAAGUGUGGGAUGUGCGUGUAGGCAAAGUGUUACAAGAAUUUAUAGAACACACAUCAGCUGUAACAUGUGUCAAAUUUCAUCCUCAUGAAUUUUUGCUUGCAAGUUGCGGUAGUGAUAAGACUGUUAACUUUUGGGAUAUGGAGAAAUUCCAGUUAGUCUCAAAAUUUGAAAAAGACAAUACAUCCAUAAGGCAUAUGACAUUUAGUGAUGAUGGAACCACUUUAUUAGGUUGUGGUAAUGACGGCUUGCAUGUUGUUGGCUGGGAACCUGCACGAGUAUUAGAUACAGUAUCUGGACAUUGGGGUCAAAUUCAUGACAUGACUGUUGCUCAAACACAACUUAUAGCAGGAUCAUUCCACUCAACAUAUGUUGUUUUAUCAGUUGUGGAUUUGAACAAAGUACAUCCAUUUGGUGGUCCACCUCCUGUUGCACCGACUGUAGUCAGAGAUUUGUCACCAUUUCAAAAAGGACAUACAGUGCGUAAAAGUUUCUCAAAAGAAAAGCCACCUAAAGAAGCAAUGCACAGGCCAACACUGCUUGAUGAGAAAACUGCUGAAGAAUCAGCAUCAGGCACUGAAGCUGAUGAGGACUCAGGUGCUGUUAUAUCAAAUUUUAAUGACUAUACUGAAAUUUUUCGGCCAUCCAGAGCGUUAACACGCACGCCGCCACCCGCAACCAGCUUGUCAUCUGAUGAUUAUUCAGAACCAGUUGCAGAGCCUUCGCGUAAAUUAGAGGCAACAGUGAGUACGUCUCUGCGUGACUUGAUGCUUGAGGAGUCCAGUCCGCCGCCGCCGCGGCCGCCCCCGCAGCCCUCUCCGCCGCAGCGUCACCGCGCCGACCACUACUCGCGCAUACCCACGCCCAAAGAACACUACCCCGUGUUAGACAAGAAAUCCGAGGUGUUCUCAAGGAUGAUGGAUAACAGUAAAGAUGCCAAUACUUACACUACUACGAAACCCACCGCAAUAAAUGAUUUUGCUACCAAUUCCCUAACAGCGUGUACAUUAAACCGACAUAAUUCUUACAAAGAAUCGAAAACAACUACUGAGAUGUGUGGAAACAAUCUGCGACAAAGUAACAGCGAGGUAUCAUUGGGCCCUCCAUCAUUGGGACCUAGAUCAUUAUCAUUCAGUAGAACCCAGAGUCAAAAUACAAGGCGAAGAAUUGAUAGCGUUAGCCGUGAAAACGUAUCAAUAUCAUGCAACGUUGAAGAUCCGGAAAGGGAACCUGAACCGGAGUUUAUUCCUUAUGCCACAGAUAGACCUGUUGGACUAGAUUUAGAAGAAUUUUUACCUCGCGGCCUGGCGGCGAGUAUGGGACGCGGAGGAGCGCGCGGCGGUGGCGCCGAGCCCAGCGAGCAGGAGGUGCUCGGUGUCAUGAUGCGCGGACACGACUCCAUGAUGGCCGUGCUCACCGCACGACAGCGCGCACUGCAGAUAUUUCAUUCAGUAAGGGUUAAUAAAAGUCUAAAAUCUGCAUUAGAAUCUGUCAUAGCACUUGAAGACACGUCCGUUAUACUAGACAUUCUCAAUGUUAUGGCACAUAAACCGUCCUUGUGGAAUCUUGACAUAUGUCUAUUGAUGCUGCCUAAAAUAUAUGACUUAUUACAAAGCAAAUAUGAAUCGUAUAUGCAAUGCGGUUGUAACGCUUUGAGAUUGAUAGUACGUAAUUUCUCUUCGGUGGUUCGAGCCAAUGUCAGUGCUCCAGUUCGCACUCUAGGGGUUGAUAUUCCGAGAGAGGAACGAUAUACAAAGUGUGUCCAAAUACAUAGAUUGCUGCUAGAAGUACGCGCUUUCCUACUCAAGAGACAAACGCUUCAAGGACGCCUUGGCGCCGCAUUCCCGAAAAGAUUAGCUCGAUCGCUAGAAUGUUUAGAAGAUGCUGAACUGAGAAGGCAAGAACAAGCAGAGCGUCAGGCUGCUUUUAGAGCAUCUGAGACACCGUCUCAACGUCAGCAAAGGCGUCUUGAACAGACAGAGCGUCAGGCUGCUUUAAGAGCUUCCGAAACACCUUCUCAAAGUCAAGAAAGGCGUCUUGAACAGGCAGAGCGUCAAGCUACUUUAAGAGCUUCUGAAACACCUUCUCAAAGUCAGCGAAGAGCUACUGAAACACCUGAUCAAAGUCAGCAAAGGCGUCUUGAUCAGGCAGAGCGUCAAUCUACUUUAAGAGCUACUGAAACACCUGUUCAAAGUCAGCUAAGGCUAUUCGAACAAGCGGAACGUCAGGCCGCCUUAAGAGCCGCGGAAACACCUGAUGAAACAAAUAAAGUACUAAACGACCAGAGAUGA